Molecule: messenger RNA, 2022 nt
Organism: Abrus precatorius (Indian licorice)
Lineage: Eukaryota; Viridiplantae; Streptophyta; Magnoliopsida; Fabales; Fabaceae
Product: transcription factor bHLH112-like
Exons: 8
Coding region: 227-1657 (476 amino acids)
Biological process (GO): regulation of transcription by RNA polymerase II
Cellular component (GO): nucleus
Molecular function (GO): protein dimerization activity; DNA-binding transcription factor activity, RNA polymerase II-specific; RNA polymerase II cis-regulatory region sequence-specific DNA binding
Source: RefSeq, a predicted model, not a curated record
CUCUCAUUUGUCCAAUCAUCGCGUUGUAAUGUCAACCGGAUUCCGGUUAUCUCCAUUUUCCGUACCCUUCCAACCGCUUCAUAUAUAAAAAUCACUCAACCUUCAACCCUUUCUGCCAACAAGCCUAUAUUGUGUGAUACCAUUUUUAUAGAGCACGUAACUCAGGAAGCAAAUUUCAAAGAUACAAACAUAUCAGCAAUCUCAGAAGAGUAAAUAAAAGCUUGCUAUGGCUGAGGAGUUUCAAGCUAGGAUUUGUGGUGAAAACUGGUGGAGUAGUAUUGAUUCAACAAGAAGUGUUUUCCCUCUAGGCUCAACUUCACCUUGUUCUGUUGCAGCUAAUGAUAUAGGAAACUAUAGCACUCGGCAAACUUCUGAUAUCAUGGAUUUGAAGGCAAUAAAGUGUUCUGCUGAAGAGACUAACAAUAAUUUGGUUUCUGAUAGUUACCUGGGUUUUGUUGAUGCACAGAAGCCACAAAAGAGUGAAUCAGCCAGUGAAAGUGGUAGCAUAUUGAUAGAUUCCACCAUACAGAUGAUGGGUUUUGGCCUCACAUCUCCAUCUUCAGCGAAUUGGAAUCAGCCUCCAUUAUUUCGUUGUAAUGGAAGGUCAGAGAGCAAUUUCCAUUCCAUGCUUCAAGAAGAAACGGGUAUAGAUUCUUCUAAUUCACAAAUUCAAAGGGAUUGGAUCCCAAAGAGCUUCUCAUCAACUAGUGGUGGAACCCAAGUUUCCACCGUUGAUACUUUCAAACCAAUGAACCAAGACUUUUCCAUAUAUCAACGAAGUCUAAGUUCUUUAACCAGCACUGAGAUAUCAGAUCGUAGUUUCCCAAUUGGAUCAGCCUCGUAUGGUAGCCCUUCAACGUUGAUGCAAAGCUUAUAUGAUGAACCUCAACCACAACUACAGCACCCACUUUUCACCAACCGUCCCAUGUCCUAUUCAUCAAAAGCAAGUUAUGGGACACCCUCCAAUGAAAUACCGCCAAUAUGGUCUAAAGUUUCCACUUUUUUGAAGCCCACACCAAUUGCAAAGCAACACCCUAUUGGACUUCACUUUUCUAACAAUACUCCUUUCUGGAAUGCUUCGGCCGAGGCACUUAACGACAUAAGAGCAGGUACUUCUGCUUCAUCACAAUCACAGUAUCAAACUCCAACUUUUGAAGAGAAACCCAAUUGCCCAAGCUCUCUAUUAAACAAGCUUAAGAGUGAAGAAACUCUAGAUUCGGCAUCAAUGGAGAAGCAAAAUGUUUGUGAAGCAGCAUUAAAGAGGCCAAGAAUUGAAACUCCAUCCCCAUUACCAACUUUUAAGGUUCGGAAAGAGAAGCUAGGGGACCGGGUCACUGCUCUUCAGCAAUUGGUUUCACCUUUCGGAAAGACCGACACUGCAUCCGUUCUUCAUGAAGCCAUUGAGUACAUCAAGUUUCUUCACGAUCAAGUCAAUGUUUUGAGUACUUCAUAUAUGAAAAGUGGAGCUCCCAUUCAACAGCAGCAGGGCUGUGAUGAUGUGAACGAAUCAGAAGGACCAAAACAAGAUUUGAAAAGCCGAGGGCUGUGUUUGGUACCGAUUUCAAGCACAUUUCCGGUGGCAACAGAAACCACUGCUGAUUUCAGCUGGACGCCUACAUUCAGAGGCGCACUUCCAAGGAGGAUGAAGCAAAUGUGAAGGCACAGUGGUGAAUAGAAAAGCUGAAGAAAACAAAGGAUGAAAAGAAGGAAAAGUGAGAAAAGAAACAAACGAAGUGACCCUUCAAAGUUGAGCUGGGAAUGCUGGGCCAGGCACAAGCAGAAUGAAGUGCGCUAGCAAAUGAUUAAUUAGUGACCAUUGGAAGAGAAAAUAUAUAACUUGUAGAUUAUUAAUCAGGUGCUUCAACAUUAAUUAAUAACCCCAAAUUGUUAAUUUAUUUGAGCUUGAUGAGACUAGGAACAAAUACUAAAUUCAGCGACAUUUGACAUUAGAUAAUUUGUUGCUGUUUUUGUUAGCGAAUACAUGGAAGAAUUCAGCGGAUAUGGGACUACUUAAAUGCCUUU